Ustilago hordei is the source of this 312-nucleotide messenger RNA. RefSeq lists its product as uncharacterized. NCBI's taxonomy places the organism in Eukaryota, Fungi, Basidiomycota, Ustilaginomycetes, Ustilaginales, Ustilaginaceae. The coding region runs from base 1 to 312 and encodes 103 amino acids. The record is from RefSeq and is a predicted model, not a curated record. The transcript has a single exon.
AUGAAUGCAGAUAAGGCUGAAGACGAAGAUGGUGAUGAAGUUGAAGUGAAAGGCGAAGGCGAAGGCGAAGGCGAAGGUGAAGAUGAAGGUGGUAGUUGCAAUGCAAGAACGCCGGUCGGUGGUGACAAGACGCACCGGAAACGGUUCUGCCGAGCAAGCGUCGAAGAGUGGUUCGUGUGGGCAGAAGUCUGUGCGCUUCGCUCUUCAAACUUUUCGCUUGGCUCAAGGCGAUUUGAGCAGGAACGUGCGGCGAAUCGACGAGUGAGCUUGCCCAGCAGUAUUAGCCGCUGUAAUGGAAGCGUGAUAGGGUAG